Lutzomyia longipalpis is the source of this 1468-nucleotide messenger RNA. RefSeq lists its product as uncharacterized. The transcript has 4 exons. Bases 109 to 1365 code for a protein of 418 amino acids. The record is from RefSeq and is a predicted model, not a curated record. Lineage: Eukaryota; Metazoa; Arthropoda; Insecta; Diptera; Psychodidae.
AUAAAUUGGGAAGUCAGUUCAGUUUUAGCGUCAAGUGAAACCGCAUAGUUUGAUUUUUGUGCCUUUUUUGAAUAAGUUCUUUUGGAAAUAAAACAAGAGUGUAAAAGAAUGACUGAUGCAGAGGGAAAUCGAUCAAAUCAAUAUGAAUUAACACCACCGGAGUUUCUCAAUCAAGAUUUUCUCUUAGAUGUUUUACGAAGCGUGGAAAAUGAUAAGGGUCUUGUGAUAAAAGACCUCAACAUAGCUCCCGGUACUAAACCAGGUGAUCACUUUGCAAGUAUCAUGUUCAAAGCGAGGAUUUCCUAUAGAACAAGAGGUAAAGAUGUAACAUCCAGGUCAUUUGUUAUUAAAACUAAACCCGUUGCGGAGGGAAUGAAGAAGGAAAUGUUCAAGGACUCGCCUAUUUUUGAAAGAGAAAUCGACAUGUACACGAAAAUUCUUCCUGAAAUGACACGAAUUAUGGAAUCCAUUGGAGAUCGUGAACAGAUAGCUCCAAGACUUCUCUAUCAUAGUAAAGACCCCAUGAUUCUCAUUUUUGAAGAUAUAACCAUGUUUGGUUAUGAGAUGUAUACUGAAUUUUUGGAUUUUGAAAAUACCGCCAAAAUUGCAAAGAAAUUGGCAAAAUUCCACGCUCUUUCAUUCUACAUGCACGAUAAUAAAUAUGUUCAUAAUUUUGAUUUCCCCCAAUACAAUGGAAUAAUGUUCACCAAAGACAACAUUGACAAAAUGCAAUUCUUCCUCAGUGGUCUAACUUCGAUGAAGGAAGAAGUUGAGGCGUGGGAAGGAUAUGAGAAGAUAGCUGAAAAAAUUGGUAGCAUCACAGAAAAACAACUGCUCUCAUUACUCGAUAUGUACAAACCAAAUCCUGAACCCGGAUUCAAUGUUCUCUGCCAUUCAGACUUUCACAUUAAGAACAUGAUGUUUAUCAAGAAAAACGCGGAUAUUGAUAAGAUACUCCUACUUGACUUUCAAAUGUGCUUCUGGGGCUCACCAGCUCUAGAUGUGCUCUACCUUCUCUAUGUAAUUGGGAAUGCCUCCGUGCGACAACGACGCGGGGAAAUGGUGAGCAUUUACCAUAACACCUUCACGGACUACCUAAACCAACUGGGGUGCCUAAGGCAGGGUCCAACGUUGCUUGAAUUGAACAUUGAACUCCUAAAGUUGGCUCCAUUUGAGCUCAUCAUGGGCAUAUGGAUGCUGCCAAUUUUCAGUUUGGACCUCAGUCAAUUCGAUGCGGCGGCUAUUGAUAAUCCAACACCUGAAGUACUUGCUAAUAUGCAGAAAAUGAUUUUCAAAAUACCCCCAAUUGUGGAAAUACUCAAAGAAGUUCUUCCGCCACUUUACUACAAAGGAGCCAUGGGAUAAAAUCUGCAAAGGGAGCAAUAAUUUCAAUUUUAAACCUUAAUUUUUGUGUGCUUUUGGUGUUGGAAUAAUAAAUAAAUUAUUUAAUUUUUAAAUUUUUAUUAAA